Messenger RNA from Aspergillus sclerotioniger CBS 115572, 1536 nucleotides. RefSeq names its product hydroxymethylglutaryl-CoA reductase. The transcript has a single exon. Lineage: Eukaryota; Fungi; Ascomycota; Eurotiomycetes; Eurotiales; Aspergillaceae. Gene Ontology annotation, biological process: isoprenoid biosynthetic process; coenzyme A metabolic process. The record is from RefSeq and is a predicted model, not a curated record. Gene Ontology annotation, molecular function: protein binding; hydroxymethylglutaryl-CoA reductase (NADPH) activity. Bases 284 to 1444 code for a protein of 386 amino acids.
UGUGAUAUCCAGAAACGAACCUGGCGCCCAGUUGAUAGUACUGGAAUUAGAGUCAAGGAGACCUUGGAACAGGGCAGGUGGAAAGCCUAAUCAACUGGUCGCCGGAAGUAUAUCUAGAAACUCUCGAUUGGUCACCACCAGCGUGAUAUGCCAAGUUUUCACAAAGGUUAAUCUUGAUGGAAAGGCAGUGUUUUGACAUAUAGUCGUCUUGUUGCGCAUGGUGUUCUCUGUCAACCCUGGACCAGUACCAGACAAUCACCCCUCCUGUUUCGACUUGUGAUCCAUGGCUCCUCCUUCAGAUAAAACCAAGGCGAAAUUCAGCCAGUAUCUGUCUGAGGUUGAACAUAUCACCAGGCACGAUCAAGAUCCUUUUCAAGUAAAAAUCGAAAACUUCAUCGGCUACACGCAUGUCCCCAUUGGACUGGCCGGGCCUCUACAUGUUCGAUCGCCCGCCGGGUCUGACAAGGAGAUAUGUGCGCCCAUGGCAACCACUGAAGCGGCCCUGGUUGCCAGCUGCUGCCGAGGAUGCAAAACCAUUAAUGCGUGCGGUGGUGUUGAGUUCGUGACAGGAGAAGGCUUUAUGAAACGCUGUCCGUUCUUUCGCUUCCAAAGCCCUGGGGAUGCGUUUAAAUUUGUGCACGCACUCCCCCAAAUCAAAGAGCCCCUGACAAAGGUCGCUGAAACCACCAGCAAGCACCUCCGCCUUCAAAGCCUGACCCCGCAUACGAUCGGACGCUGUGUCCAUCUUCUUCUCAGCUUCGCCUGUGGGGAUGCAGCGGGACAGAACAUGGUGACGAUAGCUACGGAGCAUGUCUGCGCCUGGGUGUCGAGAGUCCUGGGAAGCGAAUAUGGGAUUGUGGAUUCCUACGUGGAAGGCCAAAUGUCGUCGGAUAAGAAGCCAUCCUGGGGCAAUGUGACGAUGUCACGAGGGGUUGAGGUCACGGCCUGGACAUCACUAUCCGAGUCGACUUGUCAGCAGACAUUAGGCUGCUCGUCUGCAUAUCUCCAUGACUGGCUCCAGAUGGUGCAGGAAGGCGCUAUUCGAAACGGACAGCAUGGCAGCAGCAUCAACGUCGCCAAUGUCUUGGCUGCCAUCUUUAUUGCCACAGGCCAAGAUGCGGCGAGUAUCACGGACGCUUGCUGGGCCCAUCUGACCCCGGAAUACGAUCGUGAAUCGCAGCGAGUGACCUUGAGCCUCUAUCUCCCCUCACUUCCGGUGGGGGUGGUGGGAGGGGGAACUGCAUACGCUACCCAGCGGGAAGCGUUGCGGAUCAUGCAGUGCGAUGGGCCCGGGGGCAAGCAGCAGUUGGCCGGGUGCAUUGCCGCGUUUGCUCUGGCGCUGGAGAUCAGUACGACUUCAUCCAUCAUGACGAAAACCUUUGCUCAAAGUCAUGAGCGGUUGGCGCGAUGGGAGGCCGAAUUAAGACCGAGACCUAGGAUGUAAAACAGAUAGGUAGAUAGGUAGAAGAGGGGUAGCCCUCAGAUGCUGAGACUGAUGAAUGAAUGAAUAUAUCUUCAAUGUGGUGUUGGGAGUAG